AUGGGUAAUCUAGUUUCACCAGAGGGACAUGCAUUAAGAGACUCUUCAAAAAUGAACUCCUUUCCUUCUGCAUUGAGCCUUUCAUGUUGCCUGCUAUGGGUUUCUGGACGGAUUUCAUUUGCGAUGGUGCCAACAACAGGUGCUUCACACAGCCAGAAUCCUUAUUAUACGUUAUCUCCAGAUGUCAACUCAACACUCCACAUUCAGGCAGCUGAUAACGCCACCAGCGCAAAGCAAAAUGUUUGCAACAUCAAAGAACUUUGCGAAAUGUUCAACCUGACCAUCAUGGACUGCUACCAAGUAUAUAUUUUAUCCUGCCAACACUCCUUUAACAACAGCAUGUACAGCAUGGACAAGGAGAGCUGGUGCACUUGGAACAGAAUCAAUAGCAUAUACAACCGUUUCACGGUGUGCACAGAAGAUGGUUCCUCCUGCCUUAACAUCCAUUGGCCCAACAAGAUAAUUGAGGCGCUCUUCAUCGAAAUCCACCAAGCGUACUUCAGAGACUGUGACUUCUUUCGCGAGUACAAGGACCCGCCCCAGGAGGUCAUGCUGGCCCUCAUGCUCACUCCCAUCUGCAUCAUCCCACUCAUGGUGGGCAUCGUGGUCUGGAAGACUAAGAAUGGAAAUUCGAGCUCCUAGAGUGAGCCCCGCAUCCAGAAACGAUGGACUUGAUCGUUCAUGAUCAUUUUUUUUGUUUUGUUUCCAUUUUGGAGUUGCCUUUUAAUAAUUUACAAAAAAUAAAAAAUAAAUGAGGUAAUAUCCCAUCUCAGGGAGUGGACCGGGACCCAAAUUAUCUCCACGUCAAUGAAAAUGAAGGCCGAAAAGCAGGACUUUCUAUCCCGUCUGAAGCAACAGGAAGCAUUACCUGUAAAAGGCAAACAUUUGACAACAACCCUUUCAGUGAUAUUUCAACGUCUUCGCCCAUUCACUUGUAAUUUAGUCGCCCGACGUCUUCAUUAAAACGGACGAGAGUGUGCGUCACGUAUAUUUAAAAUGUACUCGUUUGUUGUAUUUAAUCUUUAUUCAUUAUUCUAUUUUUCCUUUGUUUAUCUUUAAAGUGUUGAUCCAAAAACGGAGAAGUGACGCAUAACUCGACUCCUUUAUUUAAAAUGUGUAUCUAGAAUUUUGCUUUGGAAGUUGGGGUG
This is a messenger RNA of Polypterus senegalus (gray bichir), 1148 nucleotides long. RefSeq names its product receptor activity-modifying protein 2-like. Lineage: Eukaryota; Metazoa; Chordata; Cladistia; Polypteriformes; Polypteridae. The record is from RefSeq and is a predicted model, not a curated record. The coding region runs from base 1 to 642 and encodes 213 amino acids. The transcript is spliced from 6 exons. Gene Ontology annotation, cellular component: cell surface; membrane; signaling receptor complex. Gene Ontology annotation, biological process: cellular response to hormone stimulus; protein localization to plasma membrane; calcium ion transport. Gene Ontology annotation, molecular function: coreceptor activity.